Molecule: messenger RNA, 3804 nt
Organism: Saccharomycopsis crataegensis
Lineage: Eukaryota; Fungi; Ascomycota; Saccharomycetes; Ascoideales; Saccharomycopsidaceae
Gene: INO80
Product: chromatin-remodeling ATPase INO80
Exons: 1
Coding region: 1-3804 (1267 amino acids)
Biological process (GO): chromatin remodeling; DNA repair
Cellular component (GO): Ino80 complex
Molecular function (GO): histone binding; ATP-dependent chromatin remodeler activity; ATP binding
Source: RefSeq, a predicted model, not a curated record
AUGGCAAGACCAGAAGACCCAGCAACUGACUCAGUAUUAAUGGAUCUGCCUUUUCAAGAUAAGGCUCUUCUCCAAAUGGAGUUAGCCAGAGCUAAUGACGAUGUCUACGCCGCCGAAAAAUCUACGGCCCUACAACACUUGACCACCAGACUAUCAAGCGUUGCUAGCCUUGAUCUCAUUGCCCUUCAAGCAUCAAAUGCCUCUAUAUAUCAAGCAGAAAUUAAUGAAAAUUUGGCGAGAUUCGCUAAACAAGCAAAGUCAUUCAGGCCGGUCCUCAAACAACAAGUAAUGAACAAGCUAGAUCUCUGCGAUGAUGGUGAUGCUAAUAAAACACCGCUCCUAGAUGCUGCGAAUGGUGCUGCCACUACCGUUCCAAAGAAGCGUGGUGGCAAAAGAACAAAGAAAGAUGAAGCAGGUGUUGGACAGCAACCAGCCCAGUCUAGAAAAAGAAGAGCAUCUUCCGAUCAUCUUGAUGAAUCAAUUGUCCUUGAUGAGUUCGUCUCUAAUAACAAGAGUCUGGGCGCUGACAACUUGGAGUCCGUCCAACAACCACUUGUUAAAAAGACUAGAAGAAGACGUGCUGCUGCUACAAAAGUUGAAGCCAUGCCUACUGGUGAGAAUGGCGCCAGCAAAACAGCCAAAAAUGGUGCCGCAAAGUUGGAAGAAUUUUCGGAUGCCGAACUUGAUGACGGCGAAACCAAGGUUAAACGCAAAAGGGCCAAGAGGAAAAUUGCUUCUAAACAAAAUAAUGAACAGAAUUCUGAUCAACCAACUCCAAAGAUAAAACUUAAAUUAAAAGCCCCAACAACCUCAUCACCUUCAAAUGGUACUGAUGAUGAAUCUAAUACCAAGCCUGCUGUUACCGCGCCAGCUGCUCCAAAACUUUCUCAAAAGGAAAUACGGGCCAUUAAAAGACAAUAUGAUAAUGUGUAUUUGAAUAUCUGGAAGGAUAUGGCGAGAAAAGACGGUCCAAGAACUCAUAGGAUGAUGGUUCAAUCUCAACAAGCCAAGAUCAUCAACUUGAGAAAGACAGCAUUAUUAGCCGCCAGAGAAUCCUCUAAAUGGAAAGUCAGAACUAACAAGAACUUGAAAGAUUUGCAAACUAAAGCAAGAAGAUCUAUGAGAGAAAUGUUCAACUUCUGGAAAAAGAAUGAAAGAGAAGAGCGUGAUAUGAGAAAGAAGGCGGAAAAAGAGGCGAUUGAUUUGGCCAAAAAGCAAGAAGAAGAAAGAGAAGCUCAACGUCAAUCUAGAAAGUUGAAUUUCUUGUUAACUCAAACCGAAUUGUAUUCCCAUUUUAUUGGUAAAAAAAUCAAAACUGAUGAAAUCGAAGGGGCAGAUAGAGAUUCCAAUUUGCAAGACCACUUCAAAACUGGAUCCAAACAUGCCGAUGUUGAAGAGCCAGUUAAUGCUACAAAAAAUGAUAUUGCCAAUAUUGAUUUUGAAAAUGAAGAUGAUGAAACCCUUAAAAGAAAGGCUGCAGAAAACGCUCAGUCCGCUCUUAUGGCCGCCAAAUCCAAGGCUGAUGAAUUCAAUAACCAAGAUGAUGAAAACGAAAUGAACUUCCAAAACCCAACAUCCCUUGGUGACAUCCAGAUUGAUCAACCAAAAUUAUUAACUUGUACUUUGAAAGAAUACCAGCUCAAGGGCUUGAAUUGGUUAGCUAAUUUGUAUGAUAAAGGUAUUAAUGGUAUCUUGGCAGAUGAGAUGGGUCUUGGUAAGACUGUUCAAAGUAUAUCCACCCUUGCGUAUCUCGCAGAAACUCACAACAUUUGGGGCCCAUUCUUAGUUGUCACUCCAGCAUCCACGCUUCAUAAUUGGCAACAAGAACUCACAAAAUUUGUUCCUGACUUUAAAGUCUUACCAUAUUGGGGGAAUGCUAAAGAUCGUAAAGUGUUGCGUAAAUUUUGGGAUAGGAAAAAUGUCAUCUACAAUCGUGAUUCUCCAUUCCAUGUCUUGGUCACUUCUUACCAAUUGAUUGUCGCAGAUGCUCAAUACUUCCAAAAAAUCAAAUGGCAAUAUAUGAUCCUUGACGAAGCUCAAGCUAUUAAGUCAUCUCAGUCAUCUAGAUGGAAAAUCUUACUUGGAUUGCAGUGCAGAAAUAGAUUGUUAUUAACUGGUACUCCGAUCCAAAAUUCCAUGCAAGAAUUGUGGGCGCUUUUACAUUUUAUUAUGCCAACGUUGUUCGAUAGUCAUGACGAAUUCAGUGAAUGGUUUUCAAAAGAUAUUGAAAAUCAUGCCACUAAUAAUUCCAAAUUGAAUGAGGCUCAGCUUCGAAGACUUCAUAUGAUUUUAAAACCAUUCAUGUUGCGUCGUAUCAAGAAAAAUGUCCAAAAGGAAUUGGGUGAUAAAGUGGAAAUCGAUGUUUUCUGUGAUUUGACAAACCGUCAACAAAGAUUGUACCAGAUUUUGAAGUCGCAAAUAUCUCUCAUUGACAUUCUUGAGAGUACUAAAAAGGGUGGCAACAAUAGUGGUGAUGAUAGUUUGUCCAAUCUUGUGAUGCAAUUUAGAAAAGUUUGUAAUCACCCAGAUUUAUUUGAAAGAGCUGAUACUAAAUCUAGUUUCAAUUUUGGGUCAUUCGCCGAUACCGUGUCAUUCCUGAAGGAAAGUAAUGAAUCUAUUUUGGAUGUGCGCUAUUCCAACCGAAAUGUCAUUAGCGCAACAUUGCCUACCUUAAUUUACAAUGAAUUGAUUAGACCUAAUGAAGAAAACUCAGUAGGGAUGCGCAAUAAGGUUGUGAAUCAUUUAUUGAAUAUUUGGAAUGAAGAUUAUUUACAUCACGACAUGGGCAAUGUGACCUCAAUGAUUGAUUUGCCAAAUUCAAAAGAAUUGAGAAAGGGCACUUUGGAAAAGGCUAUUUCUUUACAUUCAUAUAAUGACUCUUGCAAGACAGAAUCUGGAAAAUUGCAUGUCGUUAAAGGUCAUGACAAUGACAGUAUUUUAAGUAAAUUGAUGAAUGUCAAAGAUCAAUACUAUGAAGAAAAUUAUUUCCAGGUCAUGGACUCAGCUGCUGAGCCAAAGGCCACCGCUCCAUCGAUUGAAAUACUGUGCUCGAGUAGCUCAUUUGUUAUUGAAAAGAAACAUACUUUAUUCAAUCCAAUGAUCAAAAAAUCUCUUUUACCAAUGUCUCUCAAUGAGGAAUAUGAAUUAUUUGAGAAAAGGGUGCCAAUUUCCGAGUAUCCACAAACCAAUAUGAUGCCACAACCAAUGAAUAAUAAGAUUGGUUAUUCCACUAUUCGCAUUCCGUCAAUGAAUCGUUUCAUCACCGAUUCUGGUAAAUUGUCCAAGUUGGACGAGAUGUUGGUUGACUUGCAGAAAAAUGACCAUCGUGUUCUUAUUUAUUUCCAAAUGACAAAAAUGAUGGAUCUCAUGGAGGAGUACCUCACUUUCCGUCAAUACCAGUUUAUUCGUCUUGAUGGGUCAUCGAAACUUGAUGACCGUCGUGAUUUGGUGCAUGACUGGCAAACUAAGCCCGAGCUUUUUAUUUUUUUACUUUCCACUAGAGCUGGUGGAUUGGGUAUCAACUUAACUGCUGCUGAUACUGUAAUUUUCUAUGAUUCGGAUUGGAACCCAACUAUUGAUUCGCAAGCCAUGGACCGUGCCCAUCGUCUUGGACAAACCAAACAAGUCACAGUGUACCGUAUGGUUGUGCGUGGAACGAUUGAAGAAAGAAUGAGAGAUCGUGCUAAACAAAAGGAGCACGUUCAACAAGUUGUUAUGGAGGGCAAAGGUGCAGAGGUUCAGAAGGAUGAAUUAAAAGUUAAUGAUGAUGAAAAGAAGGAUGAUGUUAAAUUUUUGUUGUUUUAG